Molecule: messenger RNA, 1041 nt
Organism: Parnassius mnemosyne (clouded apollo)
Lineage: Eukaryota; Metazoa; Arthropoda; Insecta; Lepidoptera; Papilionidae
Source: the annotation of a GenBank genome assembly
AUGUUUAACAAAUUUAGAUUAUUGUUCGUUUUUUCGAUUUCAUUAAUUUCUUUAAAUUGUGCGCCAAACAGACCUAUAGUAAUAACAACAUGGAAUUUCGUUAAUUCAACCAUUUCUGCUUGGGAAGUCUUAAAAGGUGGCGGUACAGCAUUAGACGCCAUAGAGAUUGGUGCUUCAGUUUGUGAAGAUCAACAAUGUGAUGGAACAGUGGGGUAUGGGGGAAGUCCAGAUGAAGAUGGUGAGACAACUUUGGAUGCAUUAAUUAUGGAUGGGAGGACAAUGAAUGUAGGUGCUGUUGGUGCUCUUCGCAGAAUAAAAAAUGCAAUAGGUGUUGCCAGACAUAUUUUGGAGAAUACAAAGCAUUCUAUACUUGUUGGGAGUCAGGCAACACAGUUUGCAGUACAAAUGGGAUUUAAUGAACAAUCUCUAACAACCCUAGAAUCUAAGAAGCUAUGGACUACAUGGGCAAAUGAGCAUAACUGCCAACCUAACUUCUGGAUGAAUGUUAAACCAGAUCCCAAUAAGUAUUGUGGACCAUAUCACCAUGUUUAUGAUAAGAAUGUGAAAAUAAAAGGCAAAUUACAACAUAAUAUAAAGUUUGAUAGAUACAAUCAUGAUACAAUUGGCAUGGUUGCAAUAGAUACAAAUGGAGAUAUUGCUGCAGGUACAUCAACAAAUGGAGCCAAAUAUAAAAUACCUGGAAGAAUUGGUGACUCGCCCAUACCUGGAUCUGGUGCAUAUGCUGACAAUGAAGUUGGUGCAGCAACAGCUACUGGAGAUGGAGAUAUAAUGUUGAGAUUUUUGCCUAGUUUUCUAGCAGUUGAAGAAAUGCGCCGGGGAGCCACUCCACUAAAUGCUGCAGAAACAGCUAUAAAGAGGAUAGCAAAACAUUAUUCAAAUUUUAUGGGGGCUGUUAUAGCAGUUAACAAGAAUGGAAACUAUAGUGCUGCAUGCCAUGGUUUAGGGGACUUGCCAUUUCCCUUUGUUGUAUAUGAUAGCUCUCACAAAGAAUAUCUAAUUCAGAAAGUGAAGUGUUCAUGA